AUGCCAAGAAAGAGGGUCAAUCCCGCAUUUGACAAGGCAAAGGAAAAGUUUGCCAGUGGAGCAGCAGCUGGAUCUGGCUUCAAAAUGGACAUGAAUCCGCCGAAGGAAUCAGUGCGGCGUUCAGCUAGUCCUAGUGUUAACCUUAUGAAAGAGAAAUUAGAAAGUGAAGAGACUACAAAAGUGGUAAGGGAUUAUCUUUCAAGAUGUCUUUGA
This is a messenger RNA of Cylicostephanus goldi, 213 nucleotides long. The record is from the annotation of a GenBank genome assembly. NCBI's taxonomy places the organism in Eukaryota, Metazoa, Nematoda, Chromadorea, Rhabditida, Strongylidae.